UUAUGUGUAACUACCAACCCAUGUGCCCUUCUGAGCAACGCUUCUGUUCUUUUAAAACCUCACUUUGAGACUCAGUGAACACAGCACACUUCAACACUCAUCUCAGAGCAGAAGCACAUAGUCCAGAAUGACCACCGGCACCGGCCAACUUGUCUGUGUUACCGGCGCUGCCGGUUACAUCGCUUCCUGGCUCGUCAAGUUUCUCCUCGAACGCGGUUACACUGUUAAUGCCACCGUUCGCGACCCAAAUAAUCCCAAAAAGGUAGAUCAUUUGGUUAACCUUGAUGGUGCGAAGGAGAGAUUGCAUCUCUUCAAGGCCGAUCUUCUAGAAGAAGGUUCCUUUGACUCUGCCGUUCAAGGUUGUCAGGCUGUGUUUCACACUGCUUCUCCCUUUUUUAUCGGCGCCAAGGACCCGCAGGCUGAGUUGUUGGAUCCAGCUGUGAAGGGGACUCUGAAUGUUCUGAAAUCGUGUGCGAAGUCGGCCACGCUGAAACGUGUGGUCCUAACUUCUUCUGUUGCCGCAGUUGCGAACAACGACAGGCCUAAAGGCCCUGAUGUGGUGGUUGACGAGACUUGGUUUUCCGACCCAGAGUUCUGUAAGAGAAAUGGGGGAUGGUAUGAUCUUUCAAAGACACUGGCCGAAGAGACUGCGUGGAAAUUUGCAAAAGAGAACAACAUUGACUUGGUCACCAUAAACCCAGCAUUGGUUAGUGGACCUCUCUUGCAACCAGAGCUUAACACCAGUGCUGCUGCAGUUUUAAACUUUGUUAAUGGUUCGCCAACGUUUAAAAACAUAACUUUGGGAUGGAUCGACGUGAGAGAUGUUGCAAAUGCUCAUAUUCUAGCGUAUGAGAAUGCUUCAGCCAAUGGAAGAUAUAUUCUAGUUGAGAGAGUGAUUCACCACUCACAAGCUGUGCAGAUUUUACGUGAUUCAUACCCAACUUUGCCACUUCCAGACAAGUGUGCGGAAGAUAAGCCAUAUCCUCCAGUGUUUCAGGUUUCGAAGGAAAGAGCAAAGAGCUUGGGGCUUGAGUUUACUCCUUUGGAAGUGAGCCUGAAGGAUACUGUGGAAAGCUUGAGGGAAAAGGGAUUUGCCAAAUUUUAAGGUGUUACCCUUAAACAAACGUGAACGUGGGAACCUUCUUUAGUUGUUUUCUCAUGCUCUUGCUUUUGAAUAAGUUUAUUGUAAAAUAAUUGACUUAUAUCAGAACUGUUAAGUACUGAAAUAAGUCAUUCUUGGUGUCGUUUGUACGAGUGGCAAUCGAGUUUCAAACAUGCAUGUCCAGAGUUUGCAUUAGAGAUUGUAUCCUUCUUAUAUAAUAUAAUAACUAGAAAAUGUCUGUUGCAUGUUUAUAUCA
Vigna unguiculata (cowpea) is the source of this 1358-nucleotide messenger RNA. RefSeq names its product cinnamoyl-CoA reductase CAD2-like. NCBI's taxonomy places the organism in Eukaryota, Viridiplantae, Streptophyta, Magnoliopsida, Fabales, Fabaceae. The record is from RefSeq and is a predicted model, not a curated record. Gene Ontology annotation, molecular function: oxidoreductase activity, acting on the CH-OH group of donors, NAD or NADP as acceptor.